Molecule: messenger RNA, 1023 nt
Organism: Linum tenue
Lineage: Eukaryota; Viridiplantae; Streptophyta; Magnoliopsida; Malpighiales; Linaceae
Source: the annotation of a GenBank genome assembly
AUGCAACCGCCAGAAUCCCAUCUAGGCGGCGGCAGCGUCAGUGCUGGUGGUGGCGUCGUCGCCGCCGUGAUCCCUGCCGGGGGUCCCAACCAGGUGACCUCAUCGGAAACCGUGGGCUCGAAGCGGCAACGGAGGCCCAGCGUCCGGUUAGGCGAUAUCGGCGGCGACCAGCUCUACGAUCCCUAUUCCCGGAAGGCAACUAGCAUGAGCAAGUCGUGGAAGCAGCACCAGAACCACCACCAGGUCUCGUCGGCCGAUCAAAAGAGAGAUUCGAACAAGGGCUCCAAGACGCGGGCCCUCACGAACCUGAGCGCCGGCGGGGCCGACUAUGCCGAAACCCUAGACGAAGACAAUAAGGAAUUGAAUUUGGACAGAAUCGCCAUUGGAAGCUGGAGAGUCAAGGAGGCGAAAAAGCGAGCCCCUAGUGCCCCCGUGAAGCGCGUUAGAUCCAGUUGGGUCACCAAGAUUGACGAAACCGGAGACGGCGGCGGAGGACUUGGAGUCGGAGUCGGAGUCGGUGGUAACAACAAUGUGGAAGGGGAUGGGAAAUACAGCGCUGGAGAAGACAUGGACGAUUACGAUGAUGCUGAGAAUUCAGACGCUCCUUCGAAAGAACAGAGCCCAGUUCAUUCUCUUGAGAAUUUGGGGGAUGGGAACGAGAGAAAUGAGAGGGAAACGUACUACAACGACAAAAGGGCAACGAGAACAAGGAGUGGGAACCAUAUACAGCAUCAGCAUCAGGAUGGAGUAGAAUUGUUAUCAGGGCCAUCUGAAACAGACACCAGAGGAGGGGUAGGGUAUAGGGACAAUGAGAUGUGUGAUGCUGGGGAAGACGGGGUCAGGAUUUGGCUGAAUAACUUGGGUUUGGGGCGGUAUGCUCCUGUGUUUGAAAUCCAUGAGGUGGACGAUGAAGUACUGCCUAUGUUGACGUUGGAGGAUUUGAAGGAUAUGGGGAUUAAUGCCGUUGGGUCGAGAAGGAAGAUGUUCUCCGCAAUUCAGAAGCUCAGUAAAGGGUUCUCGUGA